Panthera uncia (snow leopard) is the source of this 6396-nucleotide messenger RNA. It is a transcript of the gene LURAP1, whose product is annotated as leucine rich adaptor protein 1. The transcript has 2 exons. Bases 88 to 807 code for a protein of 239 amino acids. The record is from RefSeq and is a predicted model, not a curated record. Lineage: Eukaryota; Metazoa; Chordata; Mammalia; Carnivora; Felidae. Gene Ontology annotation, biological process: positive regulation of cytokine production; positive regulation of canonical NF-kappaB signal transduction.
GCUCGGCGCUAGCAGCGGAGAAAGGAGGACCCCUGGGAACAAGAUCCCGCCGUCCGGUCUCCCAGCACUUUUAAGCGGUAGCCCGGCAUGGAGGGGACUGCGGAGUCCCAAUCGCCUGACCUUCGAGAUGUGGAGGGCAAGGUGGGCAGGAAGACCCCUGAAGGGCUGCUCCGCGGGCUGCGAGGCGAAUGGGAGCCAGGAACCUCUGGCGCCCUGCUGCUCCCGGGGGCGCCCAACACGGGCCACGGCCUGGGGGACAAGAUCAUGGCGCUGAGGAUGGAGCUGGCUUACCUGCGAGCCAUCGAUGUGAAGAUCCUGCAGCAGCUGGUGACUUUGAAUGAGGGCAUCGAGGCUGUGCGCUGGCUGUUGGAGGAGCGGGGGACAUUGACCAGCCACUGCAGCAGCCUCACCAGCAGCCAAUAUAGUCUGACAGGCGGGAGUCCAGGCCGCUCAAGGCGAGGCAGCUGGGACAGCCUGCCAGACACCAGCUCCACUGACCGGCUGGACAGUGUCUCCAUCGGCAGUUUCCUAGACACGGUGGCCCCCAGCGAGAUGGAUGAACAGGGCCCCCCUGGGGCUCCCCGUCCUGAAAUGGACUGGGCAAAGGUUAUACCCAGUGGGGACAGGGCCAGGACUGAGGUGGACCUGACAGCCACCAGGCUAGGGAACUUGAGGGCUGUAUGGAAGCCCCCAGGGGAGGGGCUCCAAGGUGGACCUCCUGAACCACUAGAGGAUGAAAGUGUUACGCUUGGCUUUGAGGCCCACUGGUAUUGGGGGCAGUGCCAGGAUGAUGUGACCUUCUUGUAAUAACUUUCCCGUCCUUUCAUAUUUCUAUAACUCUUUCAUCACUAGGUCCUGGUCUCCCUAGAAAUUUAUUCUCCCUUAUUCUGGGUCUAGGAGGAGGCUGCAUUGAAAUCCAGUUACCGUGGAAACCUGGCCUUACCAUCCUUCUGGCCCCUAAGGAGGCUCUGCCUUUAUCCUUCAAUUAUUGGGACCCUAGAGCUAUUUACAUAGAUACAAUGACUCUAGAGGCUUGACCUGUAGCUUCUGGUGUGAUAGUAUCUCUUCCCCUUCCCCCUGCAACUACGUAAGGAUUUGAGGGAUUUAGGACCCAUAGGAGAUCACUGAUGAAGAGAUGGGGGUGUAAUUACCUCACCCAACAUCUAGGAGUCUUGGCCCCCCUCUUGGCCAAGAUGGAGAACUGUGGAGGGACAUGGACAUUCAGGGCCAACCUUCCAUGGAUUGGCCCUCCUAGAAGCCUCUGGGGUUGGUAGAACCAUCCCUUCCUGUCUGGUGAGUGAUGUCAUUUCCUGCCAGGAUGGAAUAGACUUUCCUCUGUACCAGUCUCUUAGUGGUGAUAGGGCAGUAUAGGGUUGUCUGAGCCCCUGCUGCUAAGUGAGACCACACCAUUUAUUCUCCAUACCGUUACUUCUUGCUAGGGGGAUCAUAUCACCCCUCCUGGUAGGAAAGCUUCUCACUGUCAGAUGUUUGUGUUCCUUUUCAGAAAGGUUCUUACUUUUUAAAUUGGGUGUUCUCAUUUUGUUCUAGGGGGUCUCACUUCCUCUGUGACCACAUCCCUAUCUGAUGCCAGUAUUCCUACAUCUGUGCUUUUAGGGAGGGAAAUUCAGGGGCCUCUACCCACGGCUCAAAAGUUUGUUUGGCCUGCCCUGCCAGUCUCCUGUCUUACCCCUUCCCUGGGUUGCCCCCAUUUUUGUAUUCUGGCUCCAAAACUGUCUGCCAGGAGGUUUAGCCUUUGUGUCUCCACACCUUCUCAGUUUCCACUUCCACUUCUUCAGGGCCUCCGGCCUUUUAUAUGCAGAUGAGUCCCCCAUCUACCCCCCUCUCUCCCCAUUGCUGAUGGGAAUCAGAGGGAGAAGAAGCUUGAAGAGCUCUGGGGGUGUAUCAUAAUUUCCAAAGAGGGGAGGUAUCUUCUCUGAUCCUGUGAUUUCCCUUCCCCCAUCCUGCCCCGGACCUUCUACCAUUUGUCACAAGGAUGCCUGCCAGAGGCUGAGACACAAGAAAUCUCCUUGUCUGGAUUACAAUGGGAGUGUGGGGGUGUGGCAGGGAAAGACAGAGGCUCUUUGGUCCUAAGCCCCACAUCCUAUGAGGGGCAGAGAUAGAGGGGAAGGCUGCUUUCCUUCCUCCCUUAGAGCAAGCCCUAGACCCCUGGGACCUGAGGUGGGAGCAGGGAACUGGCUCUGAGCCUAGGUCCUAAGGCCCUAGUGAAUUACAGCAAAGAAGGAAUUCAAGGAGGCUGCCAACCUGGGGCCCAAGGAGAGGACAAGUGGGGGUAGUUGGGGGGGGGGGUGCAGUUGUGAAAGAAGGGCUGUGGCUGAUGUCAGAGAAUGAAUUCUUGGAGAUUAACCCUUUGAACCCCAGCUAACUGCCUAUAUGUUGGUCUUUGUUUUUCCUGGGGCCUGAAACUAAUCAUUGGAAGGCAAAAAAGAGAGAAAAGGAUGUCAGGUGAUCCUUGCCUAUUUGCUGUGCCUUCCACCGUGGAGGAGGAGCUUCCCCAAGUGCUAUAAUAACUCCUGCAAUUUCUCUACCUUUUGUUCUAUGCUGGAGAAGGGAAAGAAGACAAGUUAAUCUCCACUUUCCCUAAAUUUCUCAAGUUUUGUUCUGCAACUCCCACCCCAGUCCUUUUGGGGCAAUGUGUUCAUUCCAUAGCUCCCCCCUAAGGACUCGCUCUUCUCCCAUCCCCUCAAAGUGAUCAAAAUUUCUAAAGCAUAUUCUUAGCCUUUCCUCCUUUGCUACUUAUCAGCCCUCUCCUUAACACCUCUUCUGGUCUUGGGGCUCCUGACUUCCCCUUAGGGUGGCAGUUCAAAUGCCCUUCUCCAGUUCCUACUCUGUUGCCAUUUUGUAGCAUGCCUCGGGUAAACUACCUUUUCACUUAGAAGCUUUGUGUUCUUUUUUGAAGCUUACUUGUUUGGUUAGGCUACAAACUUCUGAGCUGAAGAGGAGGUGCGCCAUCUUGUGGCCAUUGUGUGCCAUAGCCGGGGUAGCUGCCUAGAAUCUCAAAGCUCAAGUAUAGCCUUACAGAACACUGGACCUUCAGUGCACAGACAAGCUAGAGAGACAGGCCUAGAGAGGGCAGAGAUUUGCCCAGUGUCACCCAUUGUAGAUCCAAGGCAAGACUCUAGAGAACCCAGAUUUCUUGCCUGUCUGCCCACAGUGCCGUCACUUGGCUAGACUGUUCCCCCAUUCCACCCAGUUAACACCACCCAAAGGACAGAAAGCAAUUUUUCCUUGUGUUAAUAUUUAGGUUCUUAAUCCUACUCUAGAGAGGCAGCUCAGGGUUUAGAGAAAGUGCUAUAGGCUCUGAGGAAAGAGAACCUUGGACCUCGACUAGGUAAAAGCUGCAUGAAUCUGGACUGCAGAUAUAAGAAAAAUCAUCCUGGACAAACCCUUUUCCUAGGGAGGGCCAGUAGGCCCAGACAUUAUGGAGGAAGAGCUCAGCAUUUCAGACCUGGAGGUUAGAAGUAAGGUGGGGGUGGGGAGCUUUGAAAUUAGGAAAUCCGGAAGAAUCCUGUGGAGUUGGGGAGCUCCGCAGGUCUAGGGAGUACAGCACAGUUGGAUAGGCACAACUGGGUAAAGGCAGAGAUGAGACUGCUCCUGGAAGCUGCAAAAACAAUGCCUGGGAGGGUAAAGGGUGGUGCUGACAGGAUGAGCCCAUCGAGGAGAUAUGAGACCUUGGGAGUGGGCAAGUGUAAGAGCCUGCAUUUAGGAUGGAGCAGUAAGGUUGAGUAUUGGACUGAUUGGAAGCUCGGUGGCAGCUUAGAUGAGAAAUGCUUGGAGCUUGUAGCAGACAGGCUCACUGUGUGUAUGGGUUCCAGGCACUACUUGGUGUUCAGUGACACCUGUUGAAUGAAUGGAAGAACGAAUGUGUGUAAACCCACAAGGAGAUAGGACUUGUUUUUUAAAAAGUAGCUAAUUAGGUCAUAGUAGGUAAUAUAAAUAUUAUUCUAUUUAAUUCUUAGCAACCCUCUAAAUAAUGCAUUAUUAAUCAUGUAUUGUUGCUUAGAUAUAUGUUCAUGGUGAGAUAGGUAAUAAAUCAACUAUAAUAGGAACCUGGGUCAGUCUGGCUGCAGGGGCUUCCCAGAAGUCUUUGAUUCCCCACUCCCUACUGUCACAGACCUUACUCCCCUAGGAGAACAGGUUAUGCUGCCUAGCAGCAGGGCUAGUAUGCUAGUUUCCUCCUGCUGCUAUCAUGAAUUACCACAAACUUAUUGGCUUAAAACGACAUAAAUUUAUGGGAAUGCAAGCUGGUGCAGCCACUCUGGAAAACAGUAUGGAGGUUCCUCAAAAAACUAAAAAUAGAACUACCCUACAAUCCAGCAAUUGCACUACUAGGCAUUUAUCCACGGGAUACAGGUGUGCUGUUUUGAAGGGACACAUGCACCCCCAUGUUUAUAGCAGCACUAUCAACAAUAGCCAAAGUAUGGAAAGAGCCCAAAUGUCCAUCGAUGGAUGAAUGGAUAAAGAAAAUGUGGUAUAUAUACACAACGGAGUAUUACUCGGCAAUCAAAGAGAAUGAAAUCUUGCCAUUUGCAACCAUGUGGAUGGAACUGGAGGGUAUUAUGCUAAGUGAAAUUAGUCAGAGUAAGACAAAUAUCAUAUGACUUCACUCAUAUGAGGACUUUAAGAGACAAAACAGAUGAACAUAAGGGAAGGGAAACAAAAAUAGUAUAAAAACAGGGAGGGGGACAAAACAGAAGAGACUCAUAAAUAUGGAGAACAAACAGAGUUACCGGAGGGGUUGUGGGAGGGGGAUGGGCUAAAUGGGUAAGGGGCAUUAAGGAAUCUACUCCUGAAAUCAUUGUUGCACUAUAUGCUAACUUGAAUGUAAAUUUUAAAAAAUAAAAAAUAAAAUUUAAAAAUAAAUAAAUAAUAAACACUAACAAAAAACAAACAAACAAAAAAAUGACACAAAUUUAGCAUCUUACAGUUCUGGAGGUCAGAAGUCUGAAAUCAGUUUCACCGGGCUAAAUUAAAGUCUGUAUUCCUUCUGGAGACGCCAGGGGAGAAUCCAUUUCUUUGCCUUUUCUAGUUUCUAGAGGCUGCUUGCAUUCCUUGGUUCAUGGUCCCUUCCUCUAUCUUCAAGGUAACAGGAUAGCAUCUUCUCUCCUUGUGUUAAUAUUUAGGUUCUGACCUCUUCUUCCAUUCUUUCAUCUUCUUUAAUUCUGUCUUUUGAGGAUUAUAUUGUGAUUACAUAUGCUUGUGAUUAUAUUGGGCCCACUGGGAUGAUCUAGGAUCAUCUCCUCAUGUCAAAAUCCUUAAUUUAACCUCUUCAAAGUCCCUUUUGUCACAAAAGGUAAAAUAUUCAUGGGUUUUGAGGAUCAGAAAAUGAACAUCUUUGGAGUAAGAACCAUUAUUCAGCCUACCAAAGGCAGAGAUGGAAGGUGGGCAGAUGGAUGCACCCAGGCCCCGAAUGAGCCUGUAUGCUUUGUCCAGCCUCCCUCAGCCUGGAGUGAAGGGUGGUGGGAAAGUGGUGGCCAAGGGGAAGGUGGCCAGGUGCAGGCCCCAUGUCUGGAGAAUGGCAAGUGCCUCUUGCAUCAUCACUACCAGGCAGAGCUGAGAUUAAAGGGAGAAAUUCUCAGUUUAGGGAAUUUUCAGGCUUGACACUCUCCUAGUGAACAUGGUGGAGGGUUCCAGCAAGCUCUGUCUUCAACACUGCCUCCUCUCCAGAACCAUUCUGUGCAAGGCGGAAGGUAAUUACCAGCGAACUAGGCUGGGCUCUCUUUAGAAAGGGUAGAUUUGUUCUCUCCUUUUUAAAUUAGUUUUUAUUCCUUAAUAAGUUAAACCAUGCUCCUCAUAGUGUGAUGAACUCUCAUCCUCAGUUGAUAUUAGGCCCCUUUAUUGCUUUAUUUUCUUCUUUUGAUCCCUGAUCCCUGUUCUCAUUCCUCUUCCUGACCUAGGCAUAUACUCUGAUGUGUUUAGUAUGUGUUCGGAUAUGUUUGUAUCUUUAAAAAAAUAGAUAAUUGUGCGCUUAUAUGUUGAGAUAUAUAUAUAUAUAUAUACAUAUAUAUAUAUAUAUAUAAAUGGUAUUAUUUUACAAUAAGCUAACUUCCAUAACACAUUGCCCCAUAUUUCAGUGAUUUAAUACAAUAAACAUUUCCUUUUCACUUACACAGGAGCACAGGUAUUCCCGCUUGGACGGCUCUCUUCCCCUGGCCAUUUCAGGUUUGAAAUGGCUCCUUCCAUUUUCAGGUGGUGAUAGCCUGAUUCUGUGUCAUAAAAUUCCUGUCAACUUUUUGGCAAAUUGUUUUAACAUCUAUUAAUGACCAUUUUAUAAAUUGGUUAUUUUAUUAGAGAUUACAAAAUGAUGCCUUUUCUAGUAAUAUUAUUCCCUCUGUUAUUCUAAUUCUACACAUAAAACCUUUUUCACAUCCUCUAGGA